This is a messenger RNA of Acanthamoeba castellanii str. Neff, 1263 nucleotides long. RefSeq lists its product as uncharacterized. The transcript is spliced from 2 exons. Lineage: Eukaryota; Discosea; Longamoebia; Acanthamoebidae. The annotation marks the transcript as partial. The record is from RefSeq and is a predicted model, not a curated record.
GCGGUCAAGUCUAUCGGGUUCACCUACUCGGACUCGGUCGACAUCUCCAACAUCUGGAUUUCGCGCACCAGCGAGGGCUUCUCUGGCCCCUACGCGCUCAACCUGGCCGCGUUCGGCCUCUACCAGGCCGCGUGGCUCACCGACGCCAUUCCGGCGGGCCGCUUUGUGGGCGCGUUGAGCGUGAGCUGGGAGCAGACCCACCCCGAGGCCAACGUCGUGCUGGGCACCACGACCGUGUUCGGCAGAGCUGGUGCACCGCAGUCCUACCUGCUCACCCUCAACGGGUGGGACAACACCAAGAGCUGCAUCAGCCACCACGCCGGCUGGCAGGACGGCGGAGAGGCCUGUGACCUGGGCAACGGCUACACGGCGCCCAGCAGCGCCCCCCACCCAGGCCAGCUACCACCCGCAGAUCUCACCUUCGAGCGCACGGUCUCUGACUGCGCUGUGGCCGUGGGCACCGGCACCAUUCCGGGCGACCUCGGCACCGUGAUCGUGAGCCGCAUCGUCAGCCUGAGCGCGUGUCCCGACGUGCGCGAGAUCGGGUUCACCACCCACUUGGGCACCGCGAGCGACGCCGUGGUCGCCAUCGACUACACGCAGCUCACCGCCUGCAACAACACGUGCCCCGACGGCGGCCUCCGCAACGACGUCGACUGCUCGUGCACGUGCCUCACCGCGUGCGCCGCUGGCGGCACGCUCCAGGCCGACUGCUCGUGCGAGUACCCCCUCACCUGCACGCGGGGCGGUGUAAGCGAGGGCGACUCGUGCUUCUGUCCGCUGCCAUGCAACAACGGCGGCACCCAGAACGCCGACUGCUCGUGCUCGUGCCCGAACGCGUGCGAGGACAAGACGCCCAACAAGGACGACUGCUCCUGCGGCCUGGGCCAGACUCCACAUGAGCUCUGCAACGAAGACAACUGCCCCAGCACAGUGGGGUGGUGCGUGUACUACUGCAACCUGCAACAACUCGAGGUCCCAUUCUCCAUGAUGCCGACCACUGCUUCAGUUGGAGUACCCCACAACUGCGGCCCCUGCUAUCCCCAGGGCGGACCGCUGCAGCCCUACAACAACUGCCACAUCGCUGGUAUUGUCGGAGAUUGCGCUGUGUGCAAUUUCAACCGGGUUUGUGGUUCGUUCUCCCGAUUCUCAGGAACAGCUGCGACUUUGACUUCAACUCACCACACCACACACACACACACGACACACACACGUGUGACACACUCUGUCCCAUCUAUUGAGAGAACCUCCAACAUUGCCUGA